AUGGUCAGACACUCCAACAAAUCUGAAUCCAUUAGUAACGAGUGUCCGGCAGAAGAGACUCACGAAAAGAAUAACCAUUUGGGAGACUUUAAUUGGGAUGACAAACAACAGGCACUAGUGUUGGGAUCAUUUUUCUACGGAUAUGUUUUGACACAAAUUCCGGCCGGAAUUGCCGUCGAAAGGUUUGGCGCGAAGUGGAUGUUUGGGUUCAGUCUUCUCAUAUCAGGAAUACUCUCGCUGUUGGGCCCUCUCUGUGCUAAGUGGGGACAGGACUCUAUCGUACCGUUUAUGGUAACCCGUUUGGGACAGGGAUUAGCGCAGGGAGUGAUUCUGCCCUCAAUGAACACAAUGAUAGCUCAAUGGAUGCCCAAAAUGGAGAGAAGCCGAGCCAUGUCUAUAAUAUUCGCCGGCUCUUCCCUGGGCUCUGUUGUCUCGCUACCACUCACUGGAUAUUUAUGUGACGAAUCCUUUUUAGGUGGCUGGCCCGCAAUCUUCUAUGUGUUGGGUAUUAGCGCCUGUAUUUGGUUUGUCUUUUGGAUUCUGUUUGUAUUUGACUCUCCGGACAGUCAUCCUUUCAUUUCUCAAAGUGAAUACGACUUAAUAUGCAGCGGACAGGGAGAUGAGAAACUUAGUUCAGUAACAUUGGGCCUAUUCUUAGUCUACGCCUACAAAGGCUUCUUAGGCGUAGCCAUAGUAGCGAUGGUAAGUAGUGAGGAUACAUCAGAUUCAAUUGGUCAGGAGUGUCCCGGAGCUAACACUACAGUUUCAAGCAGUAAUUCACGAGCGAAGGGUGAUUUCCACUGGGAUGACCAGGAACAGGCUACUAUAUUAGGCUGUUAUUUCUAUGGCUAUAUUGUGCUACAGGUGCCGGCCGGGGCAUUGGCUGAGCUGUUUGGUGCCAAAUGGAUAUUCGGGGGCAGUAUGCUUAUCACUGCUGUACUAUCCAUGUUGGGACCGGUGGUGGCCCGUUGGGGGUACAUCCCAUUCCUGGUGACCAGAAUAUUACAGGGCUUAGCGCAGGGAGUGAUCCUUCCCUGUAUGAACGCUAUGAUCGCCCGAUGGAUGCCUAAACUGGAGAGAAGUCGAGGCAUUUCCAUCAUAUUUGCCGGCGCAGCCAUCGGAUCCGUAGUCACUCUCCCACUAACAGGAUAUCUAUGCGAUGAGACCUUUUUGGGCGGUUGGCCCGCAAUCUUCUACGUCUUGGGAUUCAUUGGCAUCACCUUUUUGGGCGGUUGGCCCGCAAUCUUCUAUGUCUUGGGAUUCAUUGGCAUCGUUUGGUUCAUUUUGUGGACUAUUUUUGUUUACGAUUCGCCCGAUUGUCACCCAUUUAUAUCGCAACACGAAUACGAUUACAUCAGUUUAGGUCAAGGGAUUGAAAAGACUUCUGCGAAACGAAAGAUUCCGUGGAAAGACAUUCUGACAUCAUAUCGGGUCUACGCUAUGAUUGUCACUCAUUUUGGACAGAAUUGGGCAUUUUUCGGACCGGCUGUAUGUUUCAUUGCUGUCAUUCUGUCGGAAUGCAACUCAACCCUCGGUAUUGUAUUCUUCGUGAUGGCACUCGGACUCAACGGUUUCUGUUAUCCCGGAUUCAAUUCAAAUUACGUGGAUAUGGCCCCAGACUUCUCGGGUAUUCUGAUGGGAAUCUGUAACUCCAUUGGAAAUAUUCCCGGUUUUGUCGCUCCAAUAGUCGCCGCAAACUUCUACUCGAAAGGAACCUGGGGUAUUAGCAAACCUGUGGACGACUGUCCUAAUGAAACGAUCAUAAAUACGAGUAAUAAUAAAAAUUCUGAAUUAAAGCAUUAA
Oppiella nova is the source of this 1803-nucleotide messenger RNA. The record is from the annotation of a GenBank genome assembly. Lineage: Eukaryota; Metazoa; Arthropoda; Arachnida; Sarcoptiformes; Oppiidae.